Messenger RNA from Fragaria vesca subsp. vesca, 705 nucleotides. RefSeq names its product ninja-family protein AFP3-like. Gene Ontology annotation, biological process: negative regulation of DNA-templated transcription; signal transduction; response to abscisic acid. The record is from RefSeq and is a predicted model, not a curated record. Lineage: Eukaryota; Viridiplantae; Streptophyta; Magnoliopsida; Rosales; Rosaceae. Gene Ontology annotation, cellular component: nucleus. Bases 1 to 705 code for a protein of 234 amino acids. The transcript has 2 exons.
AUGGCGGGACAGCAGGAGGAGUACGAUCUCGGGCUCUCACUUGGUGGACUGUACAAGCGAAACUCCGCUGGGGCCCACAGGGCACGCGCUGUGUCGGAGGAGAAUGCGGUGGCGGUGGCGGCGGCGCCGAGGGCCGGCAGGGCGGCUUCUCUGCCGACGGAAAGAGAGAUGGAGUUGAUGAGGGAGGGGCUGACUGAAGUUCAAGCUCUUAGCAGGGUGAUGGCUGCAAGCUUGAAGCUGACUAUUCAGAAGGAGAGGACUAACGGAGCGCCGGCGGUGGCGGCCUGGCUGCCUGGACUGGUUUCUGCAGGAGGAUCAGGACGCCUGGCUGCAACAAGCAGCACAGUCAGUGGUGAGCUUAUGUCUACAGACGGGAGCUCCAACCGGCCUGCAGUGACCAGCUCAAUGAUAGCUAAAGAGAAUGCUGAUGACCCUCAACAAGAUCCACCAAGGAGGGAUAGACUCUAUAAUCGCAAUGUUGCAAGGCCGAUUAGGCGCUAUAGGAGGAACACCAUUAUGCCUCAUGUGAAAACCAUUAGUGCUGAUGGGAAGAGGGUCGAGGGCUAUUUGUACAAGUAUCUUACAGGAAAAGUGAGAAUCGUAUGUCUUUGCCAUGGCCUUUUCCAGUCUCCAGCAGAGUUUGUCAACCACGCCGGAGGCAAUGUGGCCGGAAACCCCUUGAAGCAAAUCACUGUUUCCAUUUGA